Messenger RNA from Xyrauchen texanus (razorback sucker), 2623 nucleotides. It is a transcript of the gene mppe1, whose product is annotated as metallophosphoesterase 1. The coding region runs from base 265 to 1398 and encodes 377 amino acids. Gene Ontology annotation, molecular function: phosphoric diester hydrolase activity. Lineage: Eukaryota; Metazoa; Chordata; Actinopteri; Cypriniformes; Catostomidae. The record is from RefSeq and is a predicted model, not a curated record. Gene Ontology annotation, cellular component: endoplasmic reticulum-Golgi intermediate compartment. Gene Ontology annotation, biological process: endoplasmic reticulum to Golgi vesicle-mediated transport; GPI anchor biosynthetic process. The transcript is spliced from 9 exons.
AUUUGUGCGCUGGUUCCACUAGUGUGACUGUAAAACAGCGCAGACUGCAUUGUACUGAAGACGUUUAAUGAAGAUUUACAGCGGGAGUAACAUCGCGAUGCUUUUCAUCCGUUUGUGUGGCUGUUGGAUAAACAAAAUAUAUACUUUUAGUGUAAAUUAAGCAAAGACCAAGACGUUGCUGCAGAAAAGAGAAAACUGUGUUUCUUUCGUCAGCAGAUGUGUCGUGUUCCGUUCGCAUAUAUGUUAUGAUUUUGAAGUAAUGCGAUGUUUGGCUCGAGCGGUAGAAUAGCUGUGUCGCUGAUUGUGGCGCUCGUCAGUGUGUUUAUUUUCUGUGAAUAUGUGAUUUAUUUUCCUGUUAUUUUGCAAUGCGCUUGGCCUCACAUCGAGACUGAUUCAGAUUCUGCUGUCCGGGCAUUAUUUAUAUCUGAUACUCAUUUACUAGGGGCCAUCAGAGGACACUGGCUCGACAAACUCAGAAGAGAGUGGCAGAUGGAAAGAGCAUUCCAGACGUCUUUGUGGCUUCUAAAACCUAAAGUUGUCUUCAUUUUAGGAGAUGUGUUUGAUGAGGGCAAGUGGAGCUCAGCUGAGGACUGGGAAGAUGACGUCAGGCGUUUUAAAUGGAUCUUCCGCCAUCCCAGGGACACAGAGCUUGUGGUUCUUAUCGGGAAUCAUGACAUCGGCUUCCAUUACGAAAUGACACUGCAGAAGUUGGAGCGGUUUGAGCGAGUGUUUAAUAUGACAUCAGCUCGGAUCCUCACCAUUAGUGGAGUCAAUUUUUUGAUGGUGAACAGCGUUGCAUUGCAUGGUGAUCACUGCCCCAUUUGCCAUCGUGUAGAGCGUCAAUUACACAAACUCUCAAACUCUCUUAACUGCUCCAUUCAGGGCGCACAACAUGAUGGCCAGUGCAAGAAUGCAGAAAGGUUUGCCCCAACAGCACCUGUUCUACUACAGCAUUACCCUUUGUAUAGAGAGAGCGAUGCCAUGUGUACAGGUGUAGACGCAGCCCCUUUGAAUGAACGACAUCGGCUGUUUCAGGAGCGAUAUGAUGUCAUUUCUCAGGAUGCCUCCAAAAAACUCCUGUGGUGGUUCAAGCCCCGUCUCAUUCUGAGUGGCCACACCCACAGCGGCUGUGAGAUUCUGCAUGAGCAGCAAUACCUCGAGAUCAGUGUCCCAUCUUUCAGCUGGCGGAACCGCAACAACCCCAGCUUCAUCCUGGGCACGUUCUCCAGGUUUGACUUCAGCUUGUCGAAAUGUUUUCUGCCAGAGGAGAGGAGUGUACUGACUCUGUACUGCUGCAGCACUCUGAUCAUCACACUGAUAACACUCACACAGUUCCGUCUGUUCACAAGAGCAUUGCAGCUGACAAAUAGCAUACUGGGAAAGCACAAGACUUUGUGACCACUGGUGUAGCUACUACAUUGUCACAUAACCCUGUUCCCCUAACAACCAAUCGCUUACUGGCCUCAUAUGAACCGCUAACAUCAGAGUCUGUCUGGAGGGAUAACGUUAACGCCAAAGCUUUCAAAACAACAGCAGCUCAAAAAAUAAAACCAGAUUGCUCUCACAAAGCUACUGUAAAACACCCGAUGCAACAAUGAGACAUGCAUUCUGUUGAUGGGCAUCCCAUAUCAUGCUGCUGCUUACAACCACUUUUUUUUUUCUUGUCUAAUAAAAUAUGUUACAAAUGUCAUAUUUGUGAAUUGAUCACUAUCAUUUAAUUUGUUUAUAUUUAAAAACUCCAGCUUCAUAAUUUUCUUUGUUCGUCUAAAAUAAAAUGAUGUCCAAAUAACAUAUGCGUGACUUUAUUGCUAUGAAUUUUAUUUGUCGCUUUGUAGCUCUCCCCUGCUUUAACAAAUGUACAGUUGUGACGCAGUGACAUAAGAUAUUAAAAACAAAAUGUACUAGUCAUUAGUAAUUUUUCUGGCAGUAAACCAUAGUAGAGACAUAGGGACAAUACACAAGCCAUUUCCGUCAUUUUCAUCCAUCCAAAUAUGCAUGUUUUGCUGGAAAAAAAGAUGACCAAAUGGUUCAUUCUGUUUUCAAAUUUACCAAAAAUUUGGACCUAACUGGAAAUAAUCAAAUCUGAAUAUAUACUUGUAAUUCUAAAUAAAUAAAUAUAAAUCAGAUUUUAUAGUAUAUAGCCCCUGGAAACAAAUAGCUAAAUGUUAAAAACUAUUUACUAAACAAUACUAAUUAUCAAUUGCGUGAGAUCUAUACAUUUGUUUAAUUUAAUUUGGCCCACACACCCAAAAGUUUCUGGCUUCGCUACAAUUUGUGACCCUGAGUACAGUUUUUUCACUGAAUGAUCCACCACAGCUCAUCUGCUGAGCUUCAGUGAUUUUACUGGUUAAAUGGACUGGUCACUAAGGCUUUCAUUCUUAAUUCUAAAUCAACACUCAACAAUAAGGCCAGUGUGUGAGAUACUAUAUAUGCCAUUUCUUUCUAUAAAUGUGUGUGAAAUUAUUGGUAUGUUGGAGUUACAGUACAUACAUAUAUAUAUUUCUUUUCUGGCACAUUUUCUUUUCUGACACAUAAAAAUCAACUGUGGUGGGGCCACCCAGCUAGCAGAAAAAAAGAAGAGCACUGCAAAUAAUUUUUUCAGACUUUGUAAAUGUGACAUUUU